This is a messenger RNA of Alosa alosa (allis shad), 2004 nucleotides long. Its product is annotated as B-cell receptor CD22-like. NCBI's taxonomy places the organism in Eukaryota, Metazoa, Chordata, Actinopteri, Clupeiformes, Clupeidae. The record is from RefSeq and is a predicted model, not a curated record. The transcript has 11 exons. The coding region runs from base 109 to 1935 and encodes 608 amino acids.
CACACUCACUGCACAAUACAGUAGGUCAGCCGAGGCUGCUGAAAGUCGACUAACAGCGUAACGCGUUUCUGACCCCAACACGAAAAAAAAGGCAGGUUGCUUGACACCAUGCUAGUCACCAAAGGCCCUCUGGUUUUCACAACAGUCCUGUGCAUAUCUACAGGUGUUCUGUGUCAGCAAAACUACAAUGUGACGUAUUCCUCUACCAGCAUCUGUGGUUUAAAGGGGUCAUUUGUGGACAUGUCCUGCACUUACUCAUAUCCAAGCGAUCGUCAAAUAAGAGAAACAUUCUGGCACAUCAGUUGGUUUCCUGAGAUACCAACAGACUUGAGUCUGGAUUCCAAAUAUCAGGGGCGUGUGGAAUAUCUUAGGGAUAAAGUGAACAACUGUAGUCUACGAAUCAAGGAUCUGAGAGAGAGUGACAUUAAGGAAAAAUACAGAUUCAGGUUGAGAACUGAUGACCCAAAGGGAACAUUCUCUGGAUCGGAGGUCUCUCUGUCUCUUACUGAUCUUCAUGUAACAGUAAGUCCAGCAACAGUGAAGGAGGGCGACAGAGUGACACUGACCUGCAGCACCACCUGCAGUCUGAGUAACAACCCCACCUACAUCUGGUACAGGAACUCACAGCCUCUGAGUAACAUACACACAACCAGCAGCAACACCCUGUCCAUACCCUCAUUUCGCAAGGAGGAUAAUGCCAAUUACUCCUGUGCUGUAAGAGGACAUGAGGCUCAGCCAUCACCGUCUGUUUUUGUCCAGAGUUGGCAAGACUACAAUGUGACGUAUUCCUCUACCAGCAUCUGUGGUUUUAAGGGGUCAUUUGUGGACAUCCCCUGCACUUACUCGUAUCCCAGCAAUCGUCAAAUCAUAGAAACAUUCUGGCACAUCAAUUGGUUUCCUGAUACACCAACAGACUUGAAUCAGGAUUCCAGAUAUCAGGGGCGUGUGGAAUAUCUUGGGGGUAACACAAAUAACUGCACCCUACGAAUCAAGGAUCUGAGAGAGAGUGACAUUAAGGGAAAAUACAGAUUCAGGUUGAGAACCGAUGACCCAAAAGGAACAUUCUCUGGAUCCGAGGUCUCUCUGUCUCUCACAGAUCUUCAUGUAACAGUGAGUCGAGAAUUUGUGUCAGCGGGAGAGAAGGUGACACUGACCUGCAGCAGCAUCUGCAGUCUGAGUAACAACCCCACCUACAUCUGGUACAAGAACUCACAGCCUCAUAAACACACAGCAGAUAACAGGCUGGCAAAAGACUCCGUCAGCGCUGAAGAUGCAGGUGAAUACUCCUGUGCUGUUCAGGGACAUGAGAUUCACAGUUCACCUGCACAGACUCUCAGUGUCAGAUAUGGCCCAAGACACACAUUAGCAUCAGUCCAUCCCUCUGGUGACCUGGUGGAGGGCAGCUCAGUGACUCUGACCUGCAGCAGUGAUGCCAACCCACCAGCACACCGAUACGCCUGGUAUAAGGAAACUGGAAAUCAAUCUUCACAAGUUGGAUCAAGUCAGAAUUACAGCCUUGCGGACAUCAACUCUGGACAGAGUGGACGCUAUUACUGCAUGGCAGAGAACGUGAUCGGACAGAACAGAUCUUCAGUGGUGGAGCUAAAUGUAAAAUGUAACUGCUGGACUCUUGUGGUUGGGGGCAUUAUUGGAGGUUUGCUGGCUGGCCUUGUGACUGGGGCUCUAUUUGGAGCUAUGGUCUACAAGAGAAUGACACAAGCCAGAGAGGGGAGAGGUUCCUCCACUGCAGAAAUGAGAGGCACCACCGCUGGAUCACGGGUAACGGACUCAAGUAAUGACACUUACACAGCUCUGAACCCUAGGACCAUAUCCCCGGAAUAUGACACUCUUGCAAAUCUGAAGGUCUCAGCUGAUGGCGCCACCUACACCCCUGCAGCUUCAGUCCCAACUGAGCUUCCAGACUACGAGAACUAAGGCAAGACAGAAUUACCUCAGAGCGAGAGUAACUAUAUGCAUGUGACAAUAAACUUCCUUGGAUCCGCC